AUGUCUACGGAGGGCACCCUGCCCAACUACAACAUACUCGUGGCCCGAAUCUUCUCAGCUGGAAUGCUUCAACGCGCUCGUAGAGAUUGGUAUCCCAGUCUGAACCGUUUACGGACCAGACGACUUCGCAUUGGUAGCGGCGAGGUACCUGAGCUCGACACUCUCGAGAAGGCUUGGGUUGCGUUUGGUAGAGGGCUCGGACUCGACGCUGACAAGCAGCGCGCACGGCAUGAGAAGGAGGCGCGCGGACGUGGUGCGUGGCGGAAAUGCAAAUACCAUCACAAGAAGUCGGACGAGGUCGCGCUCUUUGCAUGCAAAGGUUGCGGAGAGGUUCGAUACUGCGGUCGGGAGUGCCAGAAGAGUGACUGGUCGAAAGGCGGGCACAAGGCUCAAUGCAAGAGGUUGAAAUGA
Messenger RNA from Peniophora sp. CBMAI 1063, 411 nucleotides. The record is from the annotation of a GenBank genome assembly. Lineage: Eukaryota; Fungi; Basidiomycota; Agaricomycetes; Russulales; Peniophoraceae.